GCAGCAGCAGCGGGGCAGGCAGGUGGUGUCAGUCUGGGCUGGAAGUUGGCCGCGCAGGAGCAGCCGGACGGGACCCGGGGAGUGACUGGCUGAGAGGCAGCAGCCGGGGCAGGUGCCGGCCGGCUGCCCACGUGUGCGGGCGGCUCUCCCGCGGACCCUAUGUGUGUGGCCCGGGAGCGCUCUCCCGCUGUGCUGCUUCGCGGGGCGCCCUCGGGAUGCGGAAUCUGCUGCUCCUUCUCUUCGCCGCCUGCUGCAGCGUGGGGCCGGUGAAUGGCAUCCACCCAGAAUGCAGAUUUCAGCUGGAGAUUCAUGAGGAGGAAAUAAGAUGUAUGGAACUUCUAAACAGUGUCAAAACAGUGGUGUUUAACGGAUGUGUUGGAGUUUGGGAUAACAUUACUUGCUGGCGCACUGCUGAAAUUGGAGAGACUGUCAGUGUCCCUUGUCCAAAAGUAUUUAGCCACUUUUUCAGCAAACCAGGAAAUGUUAGCAAAAAUUGUACAAGUGACGGAUGGUCAGACGUAUUUCCAGAUUACAUAAGCGCUUGUGGUUAUCAUGCCAAUGAUGAUGAUAGUAAGAUUAAUUUCUACGUACUAGUGAGGGCAAUCUACACCCUUGGACAUAGUGCGUCCCUGAUUGCUCUAACGACAGGAAGUAUAAUUCUUUGCCUUUUCAGAAAACUUCACUGCACACGGAACUACAUCCAUCUGAACUUGUUCCUCUCUUUCAUUCUAAGAGCAAUCUCUGUUUUAGUCAAGGAUGAUAUUCUUUAUUCCAAUUCCAACACAGCUCACUGUUCAGAGGAUCAGUCGUCAUGGGUUGGCUGCAAGGCUAGUUUGGUAUUUUUCCAAUAUUGUGUUAUGGCAAACUUUUACUGGCUCUUAGUUGAAGGACUUUACCUCCACAUCCUCCUUGUGGUAAUAUUCUCUCCUAACAGACAUUUCACAGCCUAUCUUCUCAUUGGCUGGGGAAUUCCUACAGUAUUCAUCAUCUUGUGGACAGUGACAAGGAUCUUUUUAGAGGACACUGGUUGCUGGGAUACAAAUGAUCACAGUGGUCCUUGGUGGGUUAUACGAUUACCAAUUUUAAUUUCUAUUAUAGUGAAUUUUAUACUUUUCAUUAGUAUUAUAAGAAUUUUACUGCAAAAGUUAAGAUCGCCCGACGUCGGAGGCAAUGAUCAGUCACAAUACAAGAGACUUGCAAAAUCAACAUUGCUGCUUAUUCCGUUAUUUGGAGUUCACUACAUGGUGUUUGCUGUAUUUCCUAUACGGAUUUCCAGUCACUAUCAGAUAAUUUUUGAGUUAUGUUUGGGAUCUUUUCAGGGGCUGGUUGUUGCAGUCCUGUACUGCUUUUUGAACAGUGAAGUCCAAGGUGAGUUGAAAAGGAAAUGGCGGAGUUUGUGUUUGAGCCAGACAGUGGGCCGCGACUACAGAUCCCAUAGCUGUUCUGUUUCUCGAAAUGGCUCAGAAAGUGUCUCCCAGCUCCAUCGGAAUUCAGAGGCACAGUCUUCUAUGCAGACAGAGACCACAGUGAUAUAAACCAUGUAGCUCAAACUAAAGACUAUGGGACAUAUCACUAUAUGGAGCUCAAUGUAAUAUUUUCUAAAAUGAACCAUUUAUGCUUUGCUUUUCUACAUAUUGACAUCUGGAGACUGGCCUGGUGCAGUAAAUCAGGUAACAGAUGGGCAGACGGCUUUGCAGACAUUUUGGCCUAGCUCUCCAAAGGCAUUUUGCUGCCUAACCCCCAUUGAUUUGAAAGCAGUAGUAGUUAGGCCCUAAAUACCUUUGGAGAUCUGAGCCUUUGUGAUUUUAUUUAGUCCUGCUCACAUUACAUUCUGAUGUUCUCCUGUCAUUUGUACUAGAAGUAACUAUUCUAAAUAUAAUUUAUUUUAAUGCUCUAUUUCUAUCUCUCUCUAAUAUGUAAUGUAUGCUGAAUCCCACUCAAUGUAUGUUGCUUUGGUCCAUGUUUAAGGAAGUAGGGUGGGAGGUGAGAGAGAAUAUCGAAUAUACCAUCUAUACUUAAUAGAAUGUUCCUUUCACCCAGAUGCUAGACCCUACUAUAGCAAACAAAAUUGAAAUAGAGAUAUUUAGGGCCAUAUGUUUGUUCUUGAUCCCCAUAUGGAAAUCCAGUUGAUGGCGGUGGGAAUUUAGCAUACAGAUGAAGGGCAUUAUGAGUCCAUAUUUUGCACAGAAGAAAAUGUUAGUCCUUCUUAGCUCCUUACAUAAAUCCUAAUUCAAUUCAGAGCUACCUCACUGCAAUAUUUGAUCCUAAGGGCUUGAUCCUGCUUUCCUGCACGAGUGCCCACUUCUACAUAUCUUAAUGCAGAAUGUGGGGCUAGCCCUGCAGUCCUUACAGGAAAGCCCAUUGCACAGUAGUGGUCAUCAUUAAACAGUCAGCAUUUGCCAAUAGUGGCAUCUGAGAUUACUAGAGUUUUACCCCAUGCUAAAAAUCAAAGAUAUCUCUGGUAACUGUGUGAUAACAUUUGGCAAAUGUUAAUGUUUUUAAUGACUUCUACUCCAUCUGAUUUUUUCUACCUAGCUGACAGUCAGGAGCACCGCCAGCUUUUUUGCCGCCCUAGGCGGCGGAAGUUUCCACCCCCGAAAUACCGCCCCCGACAGAGGCAGCAGAAGGUCCCGCCCCCGAAAUACCAUCAACGACCGGGGCGGCCGAAGAUCUGGCCGCCGCAGUCGCCGUCCCCCAAUGUUAGCGCCCUAGGCGACUGCCUAGGUCGCCUAAUGGGUUGCACCAGUGCUGCUGACAAUAAAUGUAUGUGUUUCAGAAAGGCAGGACUGAACAUUAAUACCCUAGCCAUCAGGUUCUAUGAGUUCUCAAAAAUGGUAUCCUCUUUGCUUUGCUUCAAAAGAAAAAAAUAUUUUGGUUACAUUUAUGAUAGAUGUCCAUCAUAUAAGAUAAACGGACAGAAAGGAACCCACACUGACAUUAGAAAAGAGUUAGGAACACACAGAAGACAAACUGGGCGCCUCAAUCUCUUAUCUAACUUUCUAAAGAGGUAUUUUCCUAAUAGAACAGCCUAGUGAAGGCUAAACAGGAAUGGACAUCCCACUCACCCACUGAAAACAUGUUUUUAUACGUAAUGAUUUUAUUAAAAUAUAUCUUUAGAACUUCACAUUUGGCAGCUAAAAUUAAGUGUAUCAAAUUAUAAAUACUACUGGAGUUCAAUGAACUAUGUAAAUACUUUCAACAUAAUGCCAUUUUAUAUCUGAGAGGUGAUUGAAAAUGCAAUCCUGACCAGCAAGGCCAAAAAAAAACCAGACACAAUCCCUUUCAAAUGACCAUAAAAGGCAUAAAUUGAAAGCAUUUUUGGUAACCUCAAGCCCCUUAUGUAGCCACAGUGAAAUGAAAGACACGGCGCUGACAAGUGCUUAUAAAUACACACACAACUUCUGCAAUCUUACAAGACAUAAGCACUGUUAUGUUUACCUCUCAUGUCACAACUGACCAUUUCCUCUCUAAAUAACAAGUGUGAAUACUAUGCAUUUGCAUGAGUAUUUUGCCUCAUAAACUGAAGUGUUACCACAAUAUUUCAAACAGGAAAUUGUACAUUACGUGACAGUUGCCAUGAUGUAAAUAAUAAUCACUUAAUUCAUAUCUUCUAAUUAGUAUUACCAAUAAACACCCUGUAUUGUAGUUCAUUUUAACUAACAAUAAGUAAUAGAAAUAAGAUUGUUUUGUGUAACAAUCUAUUUAUUGCCAUAUUCACAAACAAUAGCCUUGGUUCAAAAGAUAAAUAGUUACUGUUGCACAACUGAGGCCUUUCCUGUCUUACAAAAAUAAUCUGACAAUCAAGGGACUUUCAUACCAGCCUUUUCUACCUUAAACCACUCAGAAUAUUUUGUAGAGACAGCCACUUGUCAAGCUAACUUAAAAAGUUAAAAAGAUUUGAUUGUUCAGUGAUACUUGUGUGUUAACAUUGGUCAAAAUAUUCAGAUAUUUGGAUCAAAUUGAUAAACUAAACAUUAAUAAAUCACCAGACUCAAAUGUGAAAUUGUAGGACUAUUAAUUGUAGUCUGUAACCUAUCAUUUAAAUCAGUUUCUGUAUCAAAUGACUGGAGGAUAGCUAACG
Messenger RNA from Trachemys scripta elegans, 4081 nucleotides. It is a transcript of the gene VIPR2, whose product is annotated as vasoactive intestinal peptide receptor 2. The transcript is spliced from 13 exons. Gene Ontology annotation, molecular function: peptide hormone binding; G protein-coupled peptide receptor activity; vasoactive intestinal polypeptide receptor activity. Bases 216 to 1535 code for a protein of 439 amino acids. Gene Ontology annotation, biological process: adenylate cyclase-modulating G protein-coupled receptor signaling pathway; cell surface receptor signaling pathway. The record is from RefSeq and is a predicted model, not a curated record. Lineage: Eukaryota; Metazoa; Chordata; Testudines; Emydidae. Gene Ontology annotation, cellular component: plasma membrane.